ACGAUGUUACUUGUCAGCAUUUGUUAAACAAUGAUUUUCAUGAAUUGUCUUCGUUAGCAUCUUUCAUUGGGUACUCAGGAGGCUCCCCAUGGCUGCUCAUAUCGGUGUGCCUCACCCACGGCACCCACCCCUCAUUUGCUUUUUCUGUUCUGGUCUAUUUUACUUUCGUUUCAAGGUGGUGUUGAGGGUUUCCUUUAACCACAUGCGACAGUCACAUCCACACAGUUAAAGAAGCCCGCCAUCGCAUACCACAGUGGUGUGAAAUUGUACAUGGUUCCAGACAAAUCAUUUAAAAGGGAUGGAUGAAAUGAGCAUGUGCAGGAGUUUCAAUGGGCUACACUACUGGCUGAUACCUGCAGUGCUGUUCGCGUGUUUGUCUUCCCUCUUGAGAACGCGAAAGAAUGCCCUCAACCACACAGUUCCUCUGCGUCAAAGAUUCAGCCUUCCACUGCCUCUGAAGCUCCUCAGCACCCACAGUGAUCGAUGGAGCUUUGCUGUAGCCUUUGGAGCCCUCUUCAGCAUGUUCCUGGAGAGGCUGAUUGGACCAGAAGCAGUCGACUGCCUUUAUUAUGAGGUCCCCCUGUGGAUCAUAGGUUUGAUACAAGUCCUCUCUGCCCUGGAAAUAUCAGUGGUACACUACCCUAUCUUCACAUGCCUCACUCAGGAGAACAGUGCCCUUGCAAACCUGCUGGGCUUUGUCUAUACCCUGGCCUGGUUUAUCUAUCAGAUUGUGAUGACUGUUUCUAGCCCUCCUGAUCAGAGGGCUGUUUUCCCAUUUUCAUUCCAGGGGAAUGACAAUAGGAGAAUGAGGUGGUACCACAUACUCCCCUCUCUGCUGUGCACGGCCUUACUUGUCCUGUACUUCAUCUUCUUCUUCUUCAAACUGAUGCUCCUCAGGCAGAGAGGACAGCCACAGGAGGAGGAAGGCAGGCCCAUCGCUCUGGCGCACCAUACGGAGUAUGUGAAACGCCUGCUGCGUCCCAAGGUCCCAGAGCCUCCUGGGAAGAAGAACUGGUUUCAGAGACGUCUGUACAAGUGGGAUGCUUGUUUCCGUUUUCCAGCCCGAAUGCUCAUUAUGGUGGCAAUGGCCCUCACUGGGGUCUACAGGAUUGCAUUUGCAGAAAGAAUUGCUGAUAAAUUAAUGGCAAUGACUGCAUACAGAGAUUUUACAGAGUUUGCAGUGAUAUACGGACUUAUCACCGCCUUCACUGUCUUGGCCAUCAUCAUUCACAUCUGUCGAAUUAUGGUGCAGUACAGGGUCCAGAUGAGGAGACUGUACAAAGGAGACCGGGCCGACCUGCCGCGAAAGCUCCCAGCAACAGAUGUUGCCGUGGCGAGGAGCAUGUCAUACAUCGGGUUGCAGUUGACCUUCAUCUGCUUGGGAAUGCAGAUUUUGUCUGUGUUUAUCUCUGUGGUAGCUUUUUUAAUCAUCUUUCCUUUUGUGGUGGGGACGCUGAUUUUCUUCAAAGAGUUUGCAUACAUACUGUUGGCCGCUCUCCCGAUCCUGCUCAUGGCCUUCCUUCUGAGGAGGCUUGUAGUGCGUCGUUUCUUCCUCCAGGACAAACUGGACCCCAACGACACUCAGAAGCCCCUCGCCUUUAAAAACACCCAAGCCCUGGAGAACGCUCGCUACUUCACCCUGUCCUUCUUCAUGAUUAAGGGUGCGAUUGAAUUUGCUGCCCAGUUGUUGAUCAGAAUCGUACUGGGUGGCCUGAACCUGGCCCGGAUUGACUCGACCACCAACCCAUCUAACCAGGGGGGCCUGCUGGACACUGCGUAUUUGACCUGGGUAUCGGUGCUGAUGGUGGAUUCCGCUCACACCAACCCAACCGCUCUCAACUUCUGUCACCUCCUGGUGCAGUCCAGCCAGCCCGACCCUGGGGUGAACACCAAAUUGCGCACAACUGCAAGGACAGCGGCUGGAGCCAGGCGCAGGUGGUGGCUGGCCUACACCCUGCUCAGAAACCCGGGCCUGGUGGUAGUCCGCAGGCAGGGGGUCGUCCUGCCCGUCACACCCACUGCCCCGCCCGCAGCGAUGAUCAUGCUGGAGCCCUGAGUAGUCGCCUGCGUCGUACUCCUGCACUCCUUUGGAAACUUCUAGAACUAGUAGCUCCUUCUUGCCCAUUUUGGUAUUCCUGCUUCGGGUGGUCGUUGGCCACAGGUUUCACAGAUCUCUACUGCAUGGCUGAUUCCCUUCACCUUUCCCCCAGUGUCAGCCCAUCCACAUGCUGUAAAGAUCAGUGAACCUGAGCAGAAUGACUUGCUCUCUGCCCUUUCUUCGAGAACAGGGAUCUCACGCUAUUCUUGUUCAGUUCCGCCCCCAGUCUGCUUCUGUCAGCAGCUCUUUGUGUGUGAGCACCCCGUUUAGUAGUAGUUUACAAUUUUAGUGAAUUAGGCCUGGCAUGUGUUUGUGUGUGUUGCCUGCAAACAGUAGUCAUUAAAGCAGGGAUCAAAAACUCCAGUUCAGGGUGGCAGCAGUGCCUGCCAGGAUUUUGUGGUUUCCAAUCGGCAGCCAUUUUUUGUAAACAAGGUGUGAAUGGCAAUCAGUGACUCAAAGUGCUUAAGUACUGCGUACCAAAAAACUAGCAUAUACUUUGGCUGCCCAAGACUGGAGUUUGAGAUCUGUCCUUAAGAACAUUGCAUACUAUUGGGCAUGCUCGAUGUACCUUUCCGGGGAAAAAUGGUGAGACCCAUGUGAAAAUACAGCUGUUUUUAUGAGGCAUUGGAACACGCAACAUCGUUUUUUCCAGUGAGACAGUCUCAUAAGUAAAUUACAGACUUGGUAUUCAAACUGCCGUUCCAAACCAGCCACACUGGUGCUUUCAUAAGAAACCAAUUCUUUGGUUCUGCUUAUAAAUAUGUUUGAUAGUGACAGAAAUUCCCUGCUCUGUCUUCUCCAUAUUGCUUGUUUGUCUUGUGGCGUGUUCACGGGUAGUUCUGAUUGGUGAGGUGAAGUUUUGGUGCGCGAAAACAAGAACACCCAUUGUUUCUUUAUAAAAUUAGAAGUCCUGCUUCAGUUUUGAACUGUUUUUCAAAAUAUUUUAAUAAAAAAUUUUUAUAAGGUU
Anguilla anguilla (European eel) is the source of this 3065-nucleotide messenger RNA. Its product is annotated as stimulated by retinoic acid gene 6 protein-like. Gene Ontology annotation, cellular component: plasma membrane. Gene Ontology annotation, biological process: vitamin A import into cell. The coding region runs from base 299 to 2056 and encodes 585 amino acids. The transcript is spliced from 19 exons. NCBI's taxonomy places the organism in Eukaryota, Metazoa, Chordata, Actinopteri, Anguilliformes, Anguillidae. The record is from RefSeq and is a predicted model, not a curated record. Gene Ontology annotation, molecular function: retinol transmembrane transporter activity; signaling receptor activity.